AUGAGAGCCUUCACGGCAGCUCUGCUUCUCAUCCCUUUCCUCACGCUGCGGGGUUCCUGCAGUCUGAGUUCCGCAGACUGCGACGCCACUGAGCCCCUGGCCAGGAAAGUGCUAGACCUGAUCAAUAAAGGACGAUGGAAUGGCUACCUUUUCCAGUUGCUGCGGGUCGCUGAUGCCCAUGUGGACAGAGUGGAAUCCGCAGCUGUCUAUUAUUUAGUCUUAGAUGUGAAAGAAUCCAACUGCCCAGUCCUAUCCAGGAAGCACUGGGAUGACUGUGAUAUAGCUCUUUCUAAGCGUUUAUCUGAGAUCGUGAUCGGACAAUGUAAGGUAAUAGCCACAUAUCUGAAUGAAUCUCAGGAUCUUAGAGUGAAUGGCUAUAACUGCACCACAAGUUCUGUCUCUUCCGCGUUGGCCAAUACCAAAGACAGCCCUGUACUCUUUGACUUCUUUGAGGACACUCAGCUUUAUAAAAACCAAGCCAACAAAGCCCUUGAGAAGUACAAAAGGGAGAAUGGAGCUUUUGCCUUUUUCAGAGUGGACCAAGUGAAGAGAGUUGCCAGAGCGAGAGGAGGGGAAAGAACCAAUUACUACCUGGACUUCUCUGUGAGGAACUGCUCCAGUAGCCACCAUUUUCCCAGGCACUAUAAUGCCUUUGGAUUCUGCAGAGCAGACUUGUCGUAUGAUGCAGGAGUCUCUGACUCGGAAACCCCAAAUUACAUUACCAUAAGCUGUGAAGUCUUCAACUUGGAGGAUCAUAGAAACAUCAGUGGUACACACCGGCAUUUCGGCCAUCCCUUCCAUUCUGGUGGGCAUGAGCAUUCUCUUGCUGGCAAGCCUCCAUUUAAGCCAGAUGAAUUUAGAGAUCCCCACCAUCCCCACAAGCCACAUAAACAUGGAUGUCUACUUCCUCCAGAAGACAAAAAUGAGUCAGACAGACCACCAUUUCAGGCAGGAGCCCCUCCAGUCUUGCCUGCUCCAGAGUUAAAAUGUCAUCAUCCCCAUUUUGGCACCAAUAGGACCCAUGGACACCUUCAUAAUCAUAGUUCUAGUAAGCACCCUCCCCAUGGACACCCUCCCCAUGGACACCCUCCCCAUGGACACUCUCCCCAUGGACACCCUCCCCAUGGACACCACCCCCCUGGGCACCACCCCUCUGGGCACCCGCAUGGACCCCCUCCCCAUGGGCACCACCCCCAUGGACACCACCCCUCUGGGCACCCCCAUGGACACCACCCCCAUGGACACCACCCCCAUGGACACCAUCCCCAUGGACACAACCCCCAUAGCCAUGAUUUCCUUGACCAUGGACCUUGUGACCCACUACCACAUAGCGAGGAUCCCCAAGAUCGCCAUCGCCAGGGUCGUGGCCCACCAUCUAGGCACCCAGAAAAAAGAGGUCCAGGUCAGAGACACUUUCCCUUCCACUGGAGACAAAUUGGAUAUAUUUACCGACUCUCUCCGCUAAAGAAAGAUGAAGUUCUUCCUCUUCCUGAAGCCAAUUUUCCUAGCUUCUCAUUGCCAGACCACAGCCAUUCUCUAAAACCAAAGAUUCAGUCCUUCCCUCAAUCAGCCUCUGAAUCAUGCCCAGGGACAUUCAAUAGUGAGUUUUCACAUGUCUUGAAGUUUUUUGCACAUACGCUUCCAAAAUAAAAUCUGAUUUCCUUGGUGGGGAAAAAUUAA
Hyaena hyaena (striped hyena) is the source of this 1680-nucleotide messenger RNA. RefSeq names its product histidine rich glycoprotein (gene HRG). Gene Ontology annotation, cellular component: blood microparticle; extracellular region; endolysosome. The record is from RefSeq and is a predicted model, not a curated record. Bases 1 to 1650 code for a protein of 549 amino acids. Gene Ontology annotation, molecular function: zinc ion binding; cysteine-type endopeptidase inhibitor activity; serine-type endopeptidase inhibitor activity. Gene Ontology annotation, biological process: regulation of platelet activation; negative regulation of fibrinolysis; negative regulation of endopeptidase activity. Lineage: Eukaryota; Metazoa; Chordata; Mammalia; Carnivora; Hyaenidae. The transcript is spliced from 7 exons.